AUGGGAGAUCCUAUAAAUAUCGUUCCUUUUCUAAGUGGGACUCAGCCAGAUGAUGAUUUGCCAGAAAUUAGAUCUGUUAAAGACAUUGAUGGCUUAACAAGGGACCAGUGCGCUCGCUACUUAGAUGGGUACGGAAUCCGCUUCAAUUUCAACGAGUCAAUUCAAAUGAAAGAAAGACUUUGUGAUGCCCUUGGUUUAAUCAGCGUCUACGAUCUUAGUCAUCACUUCUCUGAGUUCAACUAA
Messenger RNA from Schizosaccharomyces cryophilus OY26, 243 nucleotides. RefSeq lists its product as uncharacterized. The transcript has a single exon. Bases 1 to 243 code for a protein of 80 amino acids. Lineage: Eukaryota; Fungi; Ascomycota; Schizosaccharomycetes; Schizosaccharomycetales; Schizosaccharomycetaceae. The record is from RefSeq and is a predicted model, not a curated record.